CGCACGCGCGCGCAUUCGUCGCCCGCUCGUAACGUACCAAAGAUGGGUGCUACCAAAGUCGAGAAUGACGCUCUCCUGAGGAAGAAGGAGAAGAAGACCACCUCCUUCUUCACCCCCACCUCCGUUAUCAUCGGUGUGGUCGCCAUCGUCGUCGCCGUGUGCGGCUACAUGGCCUACACCCACGCGAUCGCGGGCACUUCCCAGUCCUCCCUGAAGACCUCCCACGAGCACGCCGCGAAGGCUCCUUCUUCGCACAAGCUCUCCGCGAAGGCCAGGGAGAAGCGCGAGACCGAAUCCGUCGCGGCUAAGUUCGCCGAGGAAUACCACAUCCCCAUGCAGUUCAUGACCAAGAGCGAGGUGCCCAAGGGAGCCGCCCUCGGCAAGGCGCGCGAGGAGCCCGUCAAGACCUUCCCCCUCUCCGUCUCUCGCGGCAAGCUCGGGAAGUUCGACGCGCAGGAGAUCCUCGACAACCCCCACGAGUACGAGGGCACCGGCGACCACCUCAACCCCCUCCUUUCCGACAUCGUCGAUGACGCCGCCGAGAUUGGCGUCAUCCGCGCCUUCCUCGAGCAGUACAGGCAAACCCCCAUCAAGGCUCUCUACGCCCGCGCGUACCUCCGCAUCUCCGCCGUCUCCGCCGCGCUCGGAGGCCAGUACCAGGACCUCGUCGAUGCCACCAAGGGGACCGACCUCAUGGACAUCAGCAACAAGGAUUUCAAGGCUGAGGUUGACAUUUGCGACCACAAGGGCCUCCCCCAGGAUAAGUACGUCCCCGAGGACAAGUUCGAGGUGCCCGACAUCACCCACCAGGAGAGCGAUACCGAGUUCGACCCCUCCAAGGUUGACGCCGCGAAGGAUGAGGUGUACGUCAUCGAGCACCCCAAGGAGGAGAGGAGGCGCGCGCUGCUCGGGUCUGGUUUCGAGAGGAAGCCCCCGAGUGAGUACACCAAGCAGCUCUCCGAGUCUUUCAUCCCCCAGCUCGACACCGACGAGAUGAUCAUGAUCUACGCCAACCUGACCGAGGGCCUCCCCACCGUCAUCGGCGAGAUCAACGCCCUCGGUGCGUCCAUGACGGACACCGAGAAGCUCUGCCUCGCCGCGUUCGACCUCAUUGGCGCCGCCAUCGUGUCCGCGCCCGACCUCAACACCGAGAAGGUGUGCCCUCAGGUUCACGUCAGGUCCUGGAACCUCGGCCUCAAGGCGGCUCGCGGUUGCAACAUCGCGGUCCUCCAGUCUUUCUUCCACUACCUCUAAUCGGCCGGCACGAGCCGGGAGGAGGAGACGACUCUGUGUCUUUGAUAGAUGAGAUGUCCCCCCCGUCCCAGUGAAGCGCCAGGGCGUCGAGGUGAGGCGGGUCCCGCGGGACCCGAUAUACGGACGAUGACAGUACAUAUGCCUGAAGAAGACACACUCUUAUUUUAUCUUGCACAUAUGAGAGGUGGAAUUAGCGCAACCCUGGAGGUCACGCUCGUGACCUUUGCUGUACAUUGUUUAAUGAAACCUCUCGCAUUCGAAAGAC
Micromonas commoda is the source of this 1519-nucleotide messenger RNA. RefSeq lists its product with no specific name. The transcript has 3 exons. The record is from RefSeq and is a predicted model, not a curated record. Lineage: Eukaryota; Viridiplantae; Chlorophyta; Mamiellophyceae; Mamiellales; Mamiellaceae. Bases 43 to 1254 code for a protein of 403 amino acids.